Molecule: messenger RNA, 3165 nt
Organism: Pipistrellus nathusii (Nathusius's pipistrelle)
Lineage: Eukaryota; Metazoa; Chordata; Mammalia; Chiroptera; Vespertilionidae
Source: the annotation of a GenBank genome assembly
AUGACCGUGGAGCAGAAUGUGCUGCAGCAGAGCGCGGCGCCCAAGCAUCAACAGACGUUUUUGAAUCAGCUGAGAGAAAUCACUGGGAUUAAUGACACCCAGAUACUACAGCAAGCCUUGAAGGACAGUAAUGGAAACUUGGAAUUGGCAGUGGCUUUCUUGACUGCAAAGAAUGCCAAGCCCCCUCAGCAGGAAGAGACAGCUUACUACCAAACCGCGCUUCCCAGCAAUGACCGGUACAUCAGUGUGGGGAGCCAGGCAGACGCAAAUGUGAUUGAUCUCACUGGAGAUGAUAAAGAUGAUCUUCAGAGAGCAAUUGCCUUGAGUUUGGCGGAAUCAAACAGGGCAUUCAGGGAGACUGGAAUAACUGAUGAGGAGCAAGCCAUUAGCAGAGUUCUUGAAGCCAGCAUAGCAGAAAACAAAGCAUGUUUAAAGAGGACACCUACAGAAGUGUGGAGGGAUUCUCGAAACCCAUAUGAUAGGAAAAGGCAGGACAGAGCUCCUGUUGGUCUAAAGAAUGUUGGCAACACUUGCUGGUUUAGUGCUGUUAUUCAGUCAUUAUUUAAUCUUUUGGAAUUUAGAAGAUUAGUUCUGAAUUACAAGCCUCCAUCAAAUGCUCAAGAUUUACCUCGAAAUCAAAAGGAGCAUCGGAAUUUGCCUUUUAUGUGUGAACUGAGAUAUCUAUUUGCACUUCUUGUUGGAACUAAAAGGAAAUAUGUUGAUCCCUCAAGAGCAGUUGAAAUUCUUAAGGAUGCUUUCAAAUCAAGUGACUCCCAGCAGCAAGAUGUGAGUGAGUUUACACACAAAUUAUUAGAUUGGUUAGAAGAUGCCUUCCAAAUGAAAGCUGAAGAGGAGACGGAUGAAGAGAAACCAAAGAACCCCAUGGUAGAAUUGUUCUAUGGAAGAUUCUUAGCUGUGGGAGUCCUUGAAGGUAAAAAAUUUGAAAAUUCUGAACUGUUUGGUCAGUACCCACUUCAGGUCAAUGGAUUCAAAGAUCUACAUGAGUGCCUAGAAGCUGCUAUGAUUGAAGGAGAAAUUGAAUCUUUACAUUCAGAGAAUUCAGGAAAAUCAGGCCAAGAGCAUUGGUUUACUGAACUACCACCUGUGUUAACAUUUGAAUUGUCAAGAUUUGAAUUUAAUCAGGCAUUGGGAAGACCAGAAAAAAUUCACAACAAACUAGAAUUUCCUCAAGUUUUAUAUCUGGACAGAUACAUGCACAUAAAUAGAGAAAUAACAAGAAUUAAGAGAGAAGAAAUCAAGAGACUGAAAGAUUACCUUACAGUAUUACAACAAAGACUAGAAAGAUAUUUAAGCUAUGGUUCGGGUCCCAAGCGCUUUCCGUUGGUAGAUGUUCUGCAGUAUGCAUUGGAAUUUGCCUCAAGUAAACCUGUUUGCACUUCUCCUGUUGAUGAUAUUGAUGCUAGUUCCCCACCUAGUGGUUCCGUACCAUCACAGGCAUUACCAAGCACAAUGGAACAACAGGGAGCUGCCUCUUCGGAAUUGCCAAGCACAUCACCUACAUCAAUAGCUGCCAUCUCUUCGAGAUCGGUGAUUCACAAACCAUUCACUCAGUCUCGAAUACCUCCAGACUUGCCCAUGCAUCCGGCACCAAGGCACAUAACAGAAGAAGAACUUUCUGUGCUGGAAAGCUGUUUACAUCGCUGGAGGACAGAAAUUGAAAAUGACACCAGAGAUUUGCAGGAAAGCAUAUCCAGAAUCCAUCGAACUAUUGAAUUAAUGUACUCGGACAAAUCUAUGAUCCAAGUUCCUUAUCGCUUACAUGCUGUUUUAGUUCAUGAAGGCCAAGCUAAUGCUGGGCACUACUGGGCAUAUAUUUUUGACCAUCAUGAAAACAGGUGGAUGAAAUACAAUGAUAUUGCUGUGACAAGAUCAUCCUGGGAAGAGCUAGUGAGGGACUCUUUUGGUGGUUAUAGAAAUGCCAGUGCAUACUGUUUAAUGUACAUAAAUGAUAAGGCACAGUUCUUAAUUCAAGAGGAGUUUAAUAAAGAAACUGGGCAGGCCCUUGUUGGAAUAGAAACAUUACCACCGGAUUUAAGAGAUUUUGUUGAGGAAGAUAACCAACGAUUUGAAAAAGAACUAGAAGAAUGGGAUGCACAACUUGCCCAGAAAUCUAUGCAGGAAAAACUUUUAGCAUCUCAGAAAUUGAGAGAGUUGGAGUCUUCUGGAACAACAGCACAAGCAGGAGAACCAGAAUAUCUAGAGCAGCCAUCAAGAAGUGAUUUCUCAAAGCACUUGAAAGAAGAAACUAUUCGAACAAUUACCAAGGUAUCACGUGAUUACGAAGAUAAAAGCCCUGAAACAGUUUUGCAGACGGCAAUCAAGUUGGAAUAUUCAAGGUUGGUUAGGUUGGCCCAAGAAGAUACCCCCCCAGAAACAGAUUAUCGUCUACAUCACAUCGUGGUCUACUUUAUCCAGAACCAGGCACCAAAGAAAAUCAUUGAGAAAACAUUGCUGGAACAAUUUGGAGAUAGAAAUCUGAGUUUUGAUGAAAGGUGUCACAACAUAAUGAAAGUGGCUCAAGCUAAACUUGAAAUGAUAAGACCUGAAGAAGUAAACUUGGAAGAAUAUGAGGAAUGGCAUCAGGAUUAUAGAAAAUUCAGAGAAACAACCAUGUAUCUCAUAAUUGGACUAGAAAAUUUUCAAAGAGAAAGUUAUAUAGAUUCCUUGCUGUACCUUAUCUGUGCUUAUCAGAAUAACAAAGAACUCUUGUCCAAAGGCCCAUACAGAGGACAUGAUGAAGAGUUGAUAUCACAUUAUAGAAGAGAAUGUUUACUUAAAUUAAAUGAGCAAGCUGCAGAACUGUUUGAAUCUGGAGAGGAUCAAGAAGUAAAUAAUGGUCUGAUUAUUAUGAAUGAGUUUAUUGUCCCAUUUUUGCCCUUAUUAUUGGUGGAUGAAAUGGAAGAGAAAGAUAUACUCGCUGUGGAAGAUAUGAGAAAUCGAUGGUGCUCUUAUCUUGGACAAGAAAUGGAAUCAAACCUCCAAGAGAAGCUGACAGAUUUUCUGCCAAAACUUCUCGAUUGUUCUACGGAGAUGAAAGGAUUCCAGGAGCCACCGAAGUUACCUUCGUAUUCUACACUUGAACUGUGCGAGAGAUUUGCCCGAAUCAUGUUGUCCCUCAGUCGAACUCCUGCUGAUGGAAGAUAA